AUGACGUAUGACUACACAACACAGGCACAAAUGACGAAUCAGGCUUCCCCAGUGGAGGAGCAAGAGAAGCUCUUGGACGAGGCCUUGAAUGUUGUCAAAGUCCAGGCAUUUCAAAUGAAAAGAUGCCUAGACAAGUCAAAGCUGAUGGAUGCUCUGAAGCAUGCUUCCACUAUGCUUGGAGAACUGAGGACCUCUUUGCUGUCACCAAAAAGCUACUAUGAGCUUUAUAUGGCAAUAACAGAUGAGCUCCGUCAUCUAGAGCUUUAUCUUCUAGAAGAAUUCCAGAAAGGUCGUAAAGUUGCCGACUUGUACGAGCUGGUGCAGUAUGCGGGUAACAUUGUACCAAGACUGUAUCUGCUGAUCACUGUCGGUCUUGUCUAUAUCAAGACUAACUCUAACCUGAGGAGGGAUCUUCUGAAGGACUUAGUGGAGAUGUGCAGAGGAGUCCAGCACCCUUUGCGUGGACUGUUCUUGAGGAAUUACCUGCUGCAGUGUACGAGGAACGUAUUGCCCGAUACCUCGGAGCCUCAGAACGAGAACGAGGGCACAGUAAAAGAUGCUAUAGACUUUGUACUGAUGAACUUCGCUGAGAUGAACAAGUUAUGGGUCCGGAUGCAGCAUCAAGGACACUCCAGGGACAAAGAGCGCCGUGAACGAGAGCGUUCGGAACUUCGGAUAUUAGUUGGUACCAAUCUGGUGCGUUUGUCACAACUGGAGUCUGUGACAGUCGACGACUACCGGCGGUUGGUGCUGCCCGGCAUUCUGGAGCAGGUGGUCAGUUGCAGGGACGCGAUAGCCCAGGAGUAUCUCAUGGAAUGUAUUAUACAGGUGUUCCCUGAUGAGUUCCACCUGGCGAAUCUGCAGCCAUUUUUGAAGUCUUGCGCGGAGUUGCAGCCUGGUGUCAACAUUAAGAAUAUCAUCAUAGCUCUCAUUGAAAGACUCGCUACUUACAGCCAGCGGAACGAAGGGAACAUAAAUUUAAGUGUAGUUCUAGAAGAUGGAAAAGAACAAGAGGUGCAGCUAUUCGAAGUGUUCUCAGAUCAAGUUGCUGCCAUCACACAGAGUCGCACCGACAUGCCCCCAGAAGACAUGCUGAGCCUACAGCUGGCGUUGCUUAAAUUGGCUCAGCGGUGUCACCCGGACAAGCUGAACUAUGUAGACAGGGUACUAGCUCACACCGACAAGAUAUGCAUUGACAUACAUACUGCCAGUGGCAAAACUCACCUAGAGCACAACACACCUGUGUUCAAAGAACUGAUGAAGAUCCUCAAGCUGCCAGCCGAUCACUACAAGAACAUACUAACUCUGAUCAAACUCCAGAACUACUCGCCCCUGAUCAAACACCUGAACCAUCCCGGCAGGAUCAUGAUCGCUGUACAUCUGAUAAAUGAUGUACUGGAGAGUGAUUGUUUGAUAUCUACACCCGAGGAUGUGGAGUCAGUGUUAUCGAUGUUGGACGUUUUAGUGAAAGACCAGCCUGAUCAGUCCACUGCGGAACCAGAUCUUGAAGAUUUUAUGGAGGAACAAGGCUUGCUUGCAAGAUUAAUCCACCACUUCAAAUCGGAGUCAGCGGAUCUCCAAUACCUGAUCCUGAGCGCUGCUCGCAAAGCCCUGCAGGGUGGAGGGGCGAGGAGGAUACAGCACACCUUCCCUCCCAUACUGUUCCACGCGUACAGGCUCGCCUUCUUGUACAAUGAGCUCAAAGAUCAGGAUGAGAUGUGGGAGAAGAAAUGUCAGAAGAUAUUCCAGUUCUGUCAUCAAACUAUCAGUAUGCUUGUCAAAGCUGAACUUGCCGAGUUGCCUUUGAGGUUGUACCUUCAAGGAGCUCUCGCCAUAAGUGAGAUUGGUUUCGCCAACCACGAAACAAUUGCUUACGAGUUCUUAUCGCAAGCAUUUUCGUUGUACGAGGACGAGAUAUCCGACAGCAAGGCUCAGUUAGCCGCUAUAACAUUGAUCAUUGCCACGUUUGAGCAGAUCAAUUGCUUUGGCGCGGAGAACGCGGAGCCGAUGCGUACUCAGUGCGCGCUGGCGGCGAGCAAGCUGCUGAAGAAGCCCGACCAGAGCCGCGCCGUCGCACUCUGCGCACAUCUCUUCUGGAAGGCGCCCAAGGACGGGAAACAGUGGGCGCUGAGCGACGCGGUGCGCGCGCUGGACUGCCUGAAGAAGGCAGCGCGCGUGGCGCAGCAGUGCAUGGACGGCGGCGUGCAGGCGCAGCUGCUCGCCGAGCUGCUCGGCCGAUACGCGCUGCUGCGGGAGCGGGGCAACGCCAGCCUCACCACCAAUCUCAUCGAAGCUGUUAUCCAAAAAAUCCGGGAGGAGCUGGCAAAUCUCGACCAAUCAGAAGAGGUGGAACAAAUUAGCAAGCACUUCCACAAUACUUUGCACCAUCUCAAAAACAGGAUGGAGUGUCCUGACCCUGAAGGUUUAGGCUACGAAGGUCUCACACUCUCUUAG
This is a messenger RNA of Arctia plantaginis, 2454 nucleotides long. NCBI's taxonomy places the organism in Eukaryota, Metazoa, Arthropoda, Insecta, Lepidoptera, Erebidae. The record is from the annotation of a GenBank genome assembly.